AUGACUUCCUUAGCUCCAAAAUUUGCGAUCGGGGCCCUAAUGUUAAUCAUUGGGUUAUGGUGCAGUGUUGUGAGGGGAUCUCCAAACACUGGCGUUAUAAGCGAUUUAUGCAGUAGCGCGAAGUAUCCCGGAGACGAUCCUCAUCUUAACAGUAUAGUUUUUGUACUCAAUGAUGUGAUGAUGCAGACACCUAAUUCUAAACCAGAAUAUAAUUACUUCGAUGUAUUUGGUUAUCCGUCUCCAGCUUUUGGCUACGGAAGUUGUACUUGGUCUCUUUCUGCUUCCGAUUGCUCAACGUGCAUGAUUGCUGCAUUUAAUGAAAUUCAAGAUUGCCCUGAUGGAACCUUCGCCGAGAUAAUCCUUCAAGACUGUUCCAUUGCCUAUCGGACUGACGCUCCAAUUGAAAACACACCAUGA
Molecule: messenger RNA, 417 nt
Organism: Oldenlandia corymbosa var. corymbosa
Lineage: Eukaryota; Viridiplantae; Streptophyta; Magnoliopsida; Gentianales; Rubiaceae
Source: the annotation of a GenBank genome assembly